UUCAUUCCGAGCCAUGAGCGCAAGGUGAAAACGGCUGCAUCGAUAAAAUCCCCAGCAAACCAGAACUGCUUCAGUUUAAGAACAGGAAUAAGGGAGAAGCACACGGGAGACCUAGACAAGAAAAGCAGAAUAUAAUGUGGGCAGUGUGGUAAUUCGAGAGAGGAGAAUACACGCACUCCGCCCGCCCCCUCAGCCCCUCCGGCGGAAGGAAGGGCCCGCAGCGUCACCGCCACGGCUGCGCACUGGGCCCGGCGCCGCGCUGCUCCUGGGCUUCUCCCUCCUGCUCCUUCCCUUCCCUUCCCUUCCUCCUCCUCCUCCCCUCGGGUCCGAUGGCGGCCAGUGACACGGACAGGGCCCAGCAGCAGAUUGAUGAAAUUGAAGCUCUUUCAUCGAUCUAUGGUGAUGAUUGGUGUGUUGUUGAUGAAGAUGAAAAAAUCUAUUGCAUUAAGAUUAGUGACUCUCUGGAUCAACCAAAAUGGACCCUCUGUUUGCAGGUGAUUUUGCCACCAGGAUAUCCAACUGCAGAGCCACCUAUUUAUCAACUAAAUGCCCCUUGGCUUCGAGGACAAGAUUAUACAGAACUAGCAAAUAGCUUGGAAGAAAUAUAUCUACAGAACCUUGGUGAAAGUAUACUGUAUUUAUGGGUGGAGAAGAUACGAGAAGUUCUGGUAGAAAAGGCACAGUCUUCAGAUCCAGAACCAGAUAUUAAGAAAACAACUGAAGAAGUUGAUGAAGGUGAUGAAGAUGAUUUUCUCCUAGACUAUCAGCCCAUUCAGGAAAAUCAAAUUAAAAUGUUAAACUACAUGACAUCUGAGAGUCAGGAAGAUGAAGAACUGCCCCCCAUACAUCAUGGAAACCCAAUCACAGAUCGAAGGAGCACUUUCCAGGCACAUUUGGCUCCAGUGGUGACAACCAGACAAGUUAAAAGAGUUCUUGAAAAAUUAUAUGAAAACAAGAAAAUUGCAAGUGCUACCCACAACAUAUAUGCAUACAGAAUAUACUGUGAAGAUAAGCAGACCUUCCUACAGGAUUGUGAAGAUGAUGGAGAGACUGCAGCAGGUGGACGUCUUCUCCAUCUUAUGCAGAUUUUGAACGUCCACAAUGUGUUAGUUGUGGUGUCCCGCUGGUAUGGAGGUAUUCUCUUGGGGCCAGAUCGUUUCAAACAUAUAAACAAUUGUGCAAGAAAUGUACUUGUGGAGUACGACUAUGUGCCAUCAACGGAAGAAUCAUCUAGACAAGCUGGAAAGAGCAAAAAGAUAAGGAAGGACAGCAAGAAGAGAACAGAACACUAAUUUAUUUUUAAAAAACUUUAAAAGAUUAUUUUGCACAUAUUUAUACAAAAAUCUCUGGACCUUAUUGCCUUAUCUGAUAGGAUGGACCUGUUGUAUUCAGAAGAGAAUUCAGUAAAGCCAUAGAUAUAUUUUCAUCUUGUUUUGUGAUUUGUUCUGCUGUUCUGAAGUAGAGCUUAAGCACAAAUUUUCUGUUUCUUACACAUGUGAACUCCUUGUUAUGAGGACAGUGCAGUAUCUAGAACCAUUGCUCCAUUCCACCCCUUCCCACCAAAUAACCAUUGACUAAUUGGAAACAUGGAUUUCUCAUCUUCUCCAUUCUUGGAUUCAAAUAUGUGUCUUGUAUUAGUACUUGAAUUCUGUAGUUUGUUGUACUGAGAGUGGAACUAGAGACAUUCAUGCACCAAGGUUUAAGAUACUCUUUUGUGAAAGAAAAGGAUGGGGUCGAGUGUGGUGUUUGGAAUACCUGGUCCUACCUGUGCAGUUCCUGAUCAGAUUCUAGGUAGGGCCUGCUUGGUGAUGUCUGGAAGACUGAACAUGGGCAGUGAGCUAAGAAAUGUGAUGAAACUACUACAGAACUUCGAGGAUUGUUCUGUGAUGGUUGGCACAGCAGGAGCUCAUUGAAAAUACGAGAAUUUCAUGGUACAUAAUUAUAGGAAUUGGUGAAAUAGACCGUACAGUCAGUGAGCAAAAUGAAUCCCCUGUUCUAUUAAAUGUCUGAAAAUGGACCAUCAGAGGGGAGAUGCAUUUUUAUUUUCACACAAUUUCUUUCAGAGAGAGCAUGAAGUGCUAACUGUCUUAUGGACACUUUUGGUUGGAGAAGUUACAGUCCCUUCCUGUUUUUGUUUGCAAGCAUUUCCUAAGUUUAAACUUCCUUUAUUCUAAGAAGUAGA
This is a messenger RNA of Catharus ustulatus (Swainson's thrush), 2182 nucleotides long. It is a transcript of the gene IMPACT, whose product is annotated as impact RWD domain protein. Gene Ontology annotation, molecular function: protein binding. The record is from RefSeq and is a predicted model, not a curated record. Gene Ontology annotation, biological process: regulation of translational initiation. NCBI's taxonomy places the organism in Eukaryota, Metazoa, Chordata, Aves, Passeriformes, Turdidae. The transcript has 11 exons. Gene Ontology annotation, cellular component: cytoplasm. The coding region runs from base 330 to 1292 and encodes 320 amino acids.